AUGACCUGCAGAGCUGCUGCUAUCUUAGGUACCUUGGAAUCACAAGUAGUUCCAUUCAAACUCAAAGCCCUUGAUGUGGACCACCUGCCUAUGAGGAUGCAGGAUAGACCUACUCUGAUUGAAGAACUGAUUGUGAACAAUGAGGAGCUCCUGCACCUGAGUUUGAUGACAAGUUCUGAGCAAGACUAUCUCUACUUGAUUGAAUACAUCUGCUUCAUCAACUAUCAAGCACUGCAGGACCCAUUAGCUCACACCCAGGAGGGUUUGAACAAUAUGGCCACCAGAAUAACUAGGAACAUGGGUUAUGUGAAUGACAACUAUGAUGACUGUAUCAAUGGCAUGAAAAUUCUUGCAGAUGACUUACUGAAUGAGAAGGCUUCACCAGCAUUGUUGGAGUAUACAAGUUGGGAGCAAUUGUCUGCUGGCAAUUCCAUGCAUCUAUCUUGUUUGUACCUUCAAAAUUCCAACCAAAGUUUGUUAGCUGAAAGAGAUUCUUCAGCUGCAAAGGAUACAUUGUUUUACAAGUACUGGUUUGAGGCAAACUUUGACCCUGGUUCAGUGAACAGGCUUUCCAAUUAUCUUGAAGCCAAUCAUGCAUUCUAUGAUUGUUCUUCCAACAAGGAUAAAUGGAACACUGGAUUCCAUCAAGCAUGUCUGUUUGAGACUGCAUUUUUUGCAGUGGGGCUGAAUAAGGAUUGGUAUAAAGGUCUUUAG
This is a messenger RNA of Guyanagaster necrorhizus, 714 nucleotides long. RefSeq lists its product as uncharacterized. Lineage: Eukaryota; Fungi; Basidiomycota; Agaricomycetes; Agaricales; Physalacriaceae. The transcript is spliced from 7 exons. The coding region runs from base 1 to 714 and encodes 237 amino acids. The record is from RefSeq and is a predicted model, not a curated record.